AUGGCGUCACCACCAGUAGAAAAUAUCUCCAAUCUAGAUGCGCCUUUGGCGCUAGAUUCAAAGAAGACGGAGGGGUUGUGGGAAGAGACAACGGAGGCAAAAAAAAUGGAUAUAGCAUCUGCUGAUGACAACAAGAAGAUCGGAAAUAUCAGCGACAGCGUUGAAUUAAAAAUGGACCCUCAGGAUAGUAGCUUGACUCUUCUGCAAAGUACCAACCAAGCUAUGGGCACUACCCAAUCUCCUAAUUCCUUUUUCAACACCUCUCAUUGGUACAAUGGUGUUUCAGACCCUAGAGUUCGUAGUGAUUACGAUUACCUGACCCGUUUCAUGGGUGGAACUCAGGCUCGAAGUGUCCCAUUUGAUGAGAGUCAUUUGAAGCAGAAGAUUGGAUUUUAUUCCUCAACAUCAACACCAUUUCUCUAUUCGCAAACAUCGAACUCCCCAAAUCUGCCAUCUUAUACCUCCUACACACCGGCCUAUUCUGGCACUCCACGUCAGACACCAACAUCUCCAACACUAAUGCCCGUGGCCUAUCAGUCUACUGGAGGCCGAGAUUAUGAAGGCCAUCAUAAAUCGGCUUUGGCGGCAGCUUUAGUAGCUCAUCAGCCGAAUCCCCAAAUAACAAGCACCCAACCUUACGUACAGAGACGAAAACGACGUGUUCUCUUCAGCCAAGUUCAAGUCAUGGAACUAGAGAAAAGAUUUAAGCAACAGAAGUAUCUCACAGCUCCGGAACGAGAACAAUUAGCUCAACUGAUAAACUUAACCCCCACACAGGUAAAAAUUUGGUUCCAGAAUCAUCGCUAUAAGUGCAAGAGGGCUUACAAAGAGAAAGGUGAUGGUUCAAUGGACAUGGCACAAUCCCCCAUUAAUAGCGGUUCUAAUGAUGGCAAAGACGACAAUAUUCCGAGUGAUCACAGUUCGCCAAGGGAAAUAAGUAGCAACAAAGGUGACAUGUCGUCAACAUUGAACAUGAUCCAGUCGCCAUCCAAUGAACCCAAGGAACGUUUCAGCGCCUUUGAACAAACAGUACCUUCGCAAGAAAAUAGGUUCUUUCCAGUUUCGGCACCACCAUAUACCGGCUAUGGGAAUCAAUCAGUGUAUCCCUCUAGUUCAAGGGAUCCGUCCAGAGAUAUAGAUUCUGCAUGUCCUGAUAUUUAUCGAUCUUAUAUUAAUCAAUAUAUUACCGACUGCGAUCCUUCACGGCGGUUAGCUGCUAGUAUUUUUGGUGAUGAGGUAAAUCCAAAUAACAGCACAACUGACUACUCCAUGAACCCCAAAGCAAUAUUUGAGGGAUAUCAGAGAUCAGACGCCAGAGUACCUUCGAAACAUCCCUUUGGAGUUGAGAUGAGAGAAAACGACUAUUCAACUAGAAAUAUGGAAUUAUAUCGAGUGACACAAUCAAUGGUAAAGACGGAGGGAUUAUGGACGGAUUAUAUUAAUCAAGAAGCUAUAGAUAAAAACAGCAACAUUCCACCAUCAACAUCUUCUAUCUACAACUUUCCAACCAAUAACCGAACCGAGUGA
Rodentolepis nana is the source of this 1527-nucleotide messenger RNA. Lineage: Eukaryota; Metazoa; Platyhelminthes; Cestoda; Cyclophyllidea; Hymenolepididae. The record is from the annotation of a GenBank genome assembly.